AUGAAUCCAUUGACUUUGAGCAGCCACAUACAUAAAGACGAUGAAACUAAUAUAUUUAAGAACAUGGAAAUUUGUUACAUAACUCAACAUCUCAACAUUCAUAAGAGUUUCAUAGAAAAUGAAAAUGCUGAUUCAGACAACGUGAUCUUUAUUGUUGUCGAACACUUUAUCUAUCUCGACACAACAAACAUCAGGCAAAAGAAAAGAACUGAUGACGAUGAUGAUUUACUAACGAUAGACAUGAACGACUAUGGCAUAGAAAUGAUGGUGAUUGAAGUUAAAAUGAAAUCGGUUACAACGACUGUUGAUUGGAAUUUAGAUAAGAAUCAAAACAUCAGACAGGAAUAUAAAACUGAUACUUCUACAUUUCAUGGGUUAAUUAUGGGGUCUUGGUCGAUCGGAUCGUUGAACACAAAUUGA
This is a messenger RNA of Clunio marinus, 420 nucleotides long. The record is from the annotation of a GenBank genome assembly. Lineage: Eukaryota; Metazoa; Arthropoda; Insecta; Diptera; Chironomidae.